GACAUGUACACAGAUCAUCAGAGCACUGAUGAUCAGUGUGCCCUGAUGAUCUGUGUAGCCCCAGCAGUGCCACCUGUCAGUGUCCAUCAGUGCCAGCUGUCAGUGCUUAUCCAUGCCACCUGCCAGUGCCCAUCGUGCCACAUCAGUGCCACAUUUCAGUGCCUACCAGUGCACAUCAAUGCCACAUAUCAAUGAGCUGCCUUUCAGUGUCACCCAUCAGUGCCAGUCCGUGCCACCUAUCAAUGCCAGUCAGUGCCACAUAUCAGUGCUGCCAAUCAGUGCCACCUAUCAAUGCCAUCAGUGCCGCCUAUCAGUGCCCGUCAGUGCUGCCUAUCAG
This is a messenger RNA of Staurois parvus, 337 nucleotides long. Lineage: Eukaryota; Metazoa; Chordata; Amphibia; Anura; Ranidae. The record is from the annotation of a GenBank genome assembly.